CUGCACCUGUACCUACCCAACUGACUAAUGAUCUACCCCUGUGCUAUUACCACGGAGACCGGGACAGGGGAACACGGACAGAGAUGUUUACGAUGGACUUUCACUCAAAAACAUGAAAACAUCUGACAGACAUGUGGGCCAGUCUGUUUCUUAUGCUUGUUUUUUGUACAGCAGCCCUCUCCUCGACCCCAAACCCCACCAAUGUCACCUUCGCCUCUGAAAAUUUUAGAAAUAUCCUGAAAUGGUCUCCAGGUUAUGGCACUCCAGCUGACACCAAGUACAGUGUGCGCUAUGCGAUUUAUGGGGACAGUUUGGAGAAGCGGGUUCACUGGAGAACUGCCCUGCACUGUACUGAGAUCUCAAGGACCUGGUGUGACCUGAGUGUGGAGACAUCUGACUUGGAACAUGGAUACUUCGCCAAAGUCCGUGCUGUGAGCCAGAAAAGACACUCAAAAUGGGUGGAGACACCCAACAGAUUUGAUCCUAAAAUUGAGACUGAAUUUGGCCCUCCACAUGUUUCUUUGGAAGUUGAUGACAAAUAUGUGAUUAUCUCAAUGGAAGGACCGAUGAGAUACCUCCCUCACAACCAUACCUCACAAGUUUCCAUGGCGACACUAUACCCCCACAUGACCUAUAACCUCUCUAUCCACAACACUCACACUGGAGUUAUUCGACACUUCACAUUGAGCAGUAAGCAGUUCAAGUAUCGCAUUGUGGAUCAAGGAAUCGAAUACUGUUUUUCUGCCAAAACUAAAAUAGAGGACAGGCAUAUGCCCUCCAAACAUCAUUCCUCUGCAUGUCACUGCAUUGCCACACCUAAAGUUCCACUCAUUGACCGACUUGAGAAAAUAAUUAUCUGCACAACGGUUUCAGUGGUGUUGUUAUGUUUGCUGGCAGUAGGCGGCUACGUCCUCCACAAAUACUUGUCGGGAACAGAUCAGAGGAGUCCUUACAUCCUGAACCCGACUUUCUACCCUCCACCGUUGCCAAUACCAUCUGAGAAUUUCAACAUAAUUGUCAUCCCAGUUAACACAUUUGCAUCUUCUGGGGGAACUUAUGCUUCCCAAAACUCCUUCCUGCAAACAUCGCCAUCAUCAGUCCAUCUUCCGUUACUGAGUAAACCAGUAGAAAAUCACCAUGGUUUAAGCCUGCAAAAAAAUUCAGAAACAGGGACCUUGCAAUUACAAUUCAGUCAAAAUGAGAGUUCAGAUGUUAUUGAAGGGGGAAGUGUAAUCAGCUCUACGGGUUAUGCUGCUCAAAGUCUCCGCCCAGAACAGCCAACUAAUCAAUUAGAUGACUUGCCAGAUGACUAUGGUGUUUUAGGAUUGUCUAGAGCAGAGGACACAGAAGAGGUUGGUUCUGAAGAACAGGAGGACGGAUUUCUUCAUCUUGACUGGAGUCCCAAAAGCAGGACAUUAAUAAUACCAGGUCUUGAUUUGGGGCUUGGACAGAGGGAUAGAGGAGGUCCACCUAAUUUGGAAACUGUAUUCGUGAGGCAGCCAUCAGAAGAUGAGGCACUGUUAGGAGCAGAGAGGAUCGGGAGUGGUCAAAGGGAGACAGGGGAUUUUUUGGCAAAGUGGAACCUCAUUGUGUCAGAUGACUAGCGUUAAAGACCCACAAUGAAAAAAAUUUUGCUGGGGGAUCUGCCAUAUGCUUGUCUUAUGGAGAUUAUGUUUUGCCUGGAAUGUUUCACAGUAUUGCAUUAAUCUUAUCUCUCUAGCAUGUAUUGGGCAUGUUUGUCUAGUGGUUGGUAGUUUAAUACCUUACUGUGGAACAUUACAGGCAAAGUGAUAACUUCUCAUGGACAACAAAAGUUACACUGUGUACCUAAAAUUAUGAAUUGCUAUGCAGUAAGACAUACUGUCUAUUCUCUUGUCUUUAGUUAUGCAAACAUCAAAGUGCCUUUAAAUGUAUCUUAUAUUUAUCGGUCUAUUCAUCAGUCUGGGUAAAAUUUAUUACAUUUGAACACAUCUUACCUCAUCUUAAUGUUAUCUAAAACUCAAGCACUCUAUAGGGCUGAAUGUAGAUUAUAUUUUUGUAUUUUAAUGCAGGAUAUUUUACCAAGUCAAUGACAUAUUCCCAAAUGAAGGACCAUCAUCUUUUUUGUUUAUUCUAUAUUUCAAAUACUGCAUUACAGUUUAUUUAAUUUUUGGUGUUUAUGUUGUAUGUUAUUUUUAUACAUUAUUUUUGGCUACAGUUAUGUGGUGUAAUCUGUGAAUUUUCUAAAUGAAGAUCAGGAGCACUUUAUUAUAAUUUAAUCCAAUAUUUACUUGCUAGCCAUUUGAAAAAAUGUAUUAUUAUCUACUUGUAAUUACUAGCUUUUUUUUGUUAAUUUUUUUGUGUAGAAUGUGCAUUUUGCCUUGUUACACAUCCAUUUACUCUGAAUUUAAUAUCCCAUGUUUCUUGUUUACUAUAAAUGAAUCAUCACAAUAUU
This is a messenger RNA of Periophthalmus magnuspinnatus, 2434 nucleotides long. It is a transcript of the gene il20ra, whose product is annotated as interleukin 20 receptor, alpha. NCBI's taxonomy places the organism in Eukaryota, Metazoa, Chordata, Actinopteri, Gobiiformes, Gobiidae. Gene Ontology annotation, molecular function: protein binding. Bases 132 to 1604 code for a protein of 490 amino acids. The record is from RefSeq and is a predicted model, not a curated record. The transcript has 7 exons.